AAACAAAUUACAUUUCACGCGUAACGUACGUCGAAAGUAUUAAAUGUUAAUACGAAACGAAAACAAGGUGAAACUGUUCUAACUACAUACAUUGUUGUUAUUUUUCAUGGUCGAUUAAAAGUUGUAUAAGUGUCAAAUUAAUGUCAAAGUGAGGUGCGAAGUGUUAAAAUUGUUGUGGAAGCAGUGGCGAAGAAAAAUGGCUUGUUUUGCGAGUUUAGUCAUUCUGGCAGACUUACGAUGUGCGCGGCGAUAGACAUGCUACCAUCAGAACAGCUGUUUUAUGGACAUAGUCCACCCGCCGGCUUCCUUACGGACUAUACAGUGCGCCGACCGAACAUAUCGAAGAUCACCACCAUCACUAGAGGAUUUUCAGCGCCAUGUUUACCCACUCCUAUUCAGCUGAAGCCGUUACAACUCACUUUAAAGGCAGCCCCGAGAUCGUGCUUAAGAAUGCCGACAGAAAACAAGAAGAAGCGGGUAGUGUUCGCCGACGAUAGAGGGUAUGCUCUAGAACAAGUCAAGUUCAUGACAGAGCCCUCUCAUGUACCACCUUACUGGGCCUUGAAGAUCGUAGCCAGUCCCACGUUAGAGAGAAAACCACCGCCUCAACCGCAAGAUGUGUGGGAGAUCAGAUUCGACCAGCCAGCGUCAGACUAUCUCGAGUUCAGACGAAGAAUAAAUGAAGACUGCGUUACGCUUGAAAACGUCAUUCUCAAACAGAACGAAUGUGCAGUUGAUGGAACCGUUAAAGUUAAAAACUUGGAUUUCGCUAAAGAAGUGUUUGUGCGUACGUCAUUCGAUGGCUGGACGACGAGCGAAGACACGUACUGCGCCUUUGUGGAAGCCGGUCCUUUGACUCAGCAGGGAGUCUCUGCGUACGAUACGUUCGGGUUCAGAAUACAGUUACCAAUACACUCGCGAAGGGUAGACUUCUGCGUUUGUUACCGGUGCCAAGGAAAAGAGUAUUGGGACAGCAACAAAGGCCAGAACUACACCAUCGAGAAGUCCUCGGUCCGGAAAACGCCUGCAGUAUCUUGCGCUAGGAUAAACUUCGGAAACUCCUGGAGUGCGCGCACAGGUCUAAACGGAAACACACCGUACUGGUGAUAGACACUAGCUUCGCUUGUGGAUUGAGUUGCCUGUCGGCUUUACUGUGAUCUAAGUGCCAUUGAAGUGCCAAGUCAAGACUGGAUCCGUAGGUAUCUAGGUAUGUAUGAGUUGACAUGAUUCACGAUAGUGACAGCUGAGGGCAGUGCGCUUUGACACUUGACUGUAGAUAGCACGGAGAUAUGCCCGUUUGAUUAAUGUGGGUAUAAUUCGAUUUGGAAAUUUCCGUCGAUACGCUGAAACGGAGACUAUAAAUAGAUAAAUAGUGCUAUAGUAUUUAUUUCUAUAUAAUUAUUUAAAUAUUCGUUUUGUCCCCGCUUCUAUCAGAGGCCUAGCUGUGAAAAUGUGUUCCUCAUUAAUCAAGUUUCGGCUAUGGUAGAAAAAACAGCCUAUAAAUUCUACAGUUACUUAAGUAGUACUUAUUAUCAAAAAGGCUGAAGGAAUAAAAGAGCAACCAAAAAAACGAAAUCCGGCUGAGACUCGUUGCAAUCAUUACACAAUUAUUUUUUUCCAAAUCCGAUACCUAUAUUUUAAUUUUUACUAAUAAGUUGCCUCGAAAGGACAGCUUCUGUACAACGACAUUAAAUUUAUUAUCAUUUUAAAAACCUUGAUAAGAAGCUGUUGCAAAGUAGCUCCGUUGUCUCUUACUAUAAAUAACUAUAGCUUCGUUUCCGACUUGAUAAAAGCUGGAUUCGGUGACACAGACUGAUAAUGAUAACUGAUAAACGAAUUUUGUAUCUCCCCCGUGAUUCACUGUAGCUAUACAAGCCAUUAAUUUUAUGUUGUUAUAUUGAUUAUUACUAUAAAAAUAAACGUCUCCAUGCUAUCAACAGAUAAGUUUAAAACUGGAAAACAAGCCAACAAUAACUAUAAAAAAUACCUACUUAUUUUUACAAUAUCUUGAAUCAUUGUCGAGAAUAAUCCCAAAAUGUAUUUCUUUGGAAAUCAACGAGCACAUUUAAUAUGUGAGGUGAAGAAUCUAUUGUUGAGAUUUUAUGACUGUGCUAUUUUUAUUGUUAGGCUAUUUCGUGAAACGUAAACAUUCCUUUAUGUCAGAAAGUAUGUUUAGGUAUUUUCGUAUUGGUUUCCAAAGAUAUACUUAAACACACCCAACUUGUCAGUAGAAAAAGGCGCGAUAUUCAAAUUCUCUAUGGGAGUUGAACCCAGUAAGGUUAAGAUGGUCAGUUUUUAUCAUCUGACAUCAUGCUUAUCACGUUCUAACAAGUGUGUAAGUGAGAAAGUGACGCAUGACAUGACAAGUGAUAAAAAUGCGACCAUGAUACCAUAAAUUUUUUGAUGUUGCCGCCUUUUUCUCCUGAAAAGUGGCUGUGCCAUGAAGAAGUAGGUAGGAAAGAAAUAAUGAAUUUAUGCAAUGCAUGUAAUCGAUUUAAAAGACUCGUCCUUCGUUUUGUAAAAACGUGGACAUCCUAGAAUUUUGAAUGAAAUUUGAAUUGCGAUCGGCCUGUUUAUUACUAUUACAAUAAUAGCAACCAAGGGUUGGUUAGAAUUUAAAGUAAAUAGUAUUACUGUUAAUAAUUCAGAUAUAUUACGGUCAGAUAGUUAAUGAAUCAAAUAUAUUAAUAAUAUUGAAUACAUUGAUUUAAAACCUUAAUAUAUCAUAAAGGGGUGUGACCAAUUUAAUACUUUAUUAUUGUCAAUAAUAUUAAUAAUACAACGAAUAUAUGAUACAUACUGAUGUUCCUGUAAUUAGAAGUAGAUAAAUUAUAAGAUGUUAAAUGUUAAACGAUAUGCGAACAUAAUAGUUUUAACUACUUCAUAAAUGUAUUUAAAUAAUUUCAUAAUUCAUAUGGCUCUAUAUAAAUGAAAUGUUAUGUUUUUACCUAAUGCUUACGUACUUUAAGGUUUUGAAAAUCUCUGACAAAACUGAUGAUAUUUUUUAUGUCAGUUAUUGUCAUAUUGUGUUUUAUAAAAUUAAACUAUUAUUAAACUCAAACAGGCAAUAUAAUAGUUAUUUUUAUGUAAUAUUUCCCUUUUCAAAAGUGAGAAUUAAGUAGUUUUUAAAUUAAUUAUAAUUCUAAUUUUAUAUUUAUUUAUUUAAAUACGAAUUUUGAAAUACGACAAUCAUACAUCAAUUUUGUUAGUGCAAAAGUGUAAUUGUGUGUUUUUAUUUAUUAUUUUGAAACAUUUACUGAAUUAUUGUAAAAUGUUUAAUUGUACAUUUUUGUUAUUUUUGUAGCUUACUAGAUUUUGUGAGAUAUGUAAAAGUCGAUGUAAACAAAAGGUCGCAUGAAAUUAUUAAAAAUGAAAUGGAAAUCAAAUGUGAAAUAAAAUGAAAGUAAUUUAUUGAAAUAGAUUGAAUUGUUUGAUUAAAAUUUUCAAUUGUUGUUAUAUCAGGGGGUUGUAAUAUUAUAAUUUAUAAAGGGAUGUAUGUUUUAAUGAAGGAACUGAUUAAUUAAGUUAUUAAUUUAUAUUUUUUUACAGGUAAUUAUAGAAAAAUGUUAAUUUUUUUGUUAAUUUUUACGUGAAUCGGUAUGUAAAUAUUGACCACCUUUUUCUAUAAAAAUAAAAAGAAUCAAAUUAUA
Cydia strobilella is the source of this 3650-nucleotide messenger RNA. RefSeq names its product protein phosphatase 1 regulatory subunit 3B (gene Gbs-70E). Gene Ontology annotation, molecular function: protein phosphatase 1 binding; glycogen binding. Gene Ontology annotation, biological process: regulation of glycogen biosynthetic process. The record is from RefSeq and is a predicted model, not a curated record. Gene Ontology annotation, cellular component: protein phosphatase type 1 complex. Bases 238 to 1107 code for a protein of 289 amino acids. The transcript is spliced from 2 exons. NCBI's taxonomy places the organism in Eukaryota, Metazoa, Arthropoda, Insecta, Lepidoptera, Tortricidae.